AUUAACAAAUAUUUAAAAACAAUUACUUUUGACCAUCCGUGCAAGAAUUGUAACUUUUCAACCUCCGACAAUAACCAUUACGAUAUAAAUAAAUCGGUGAAUAAUUACGCGUUCAUUAAUCGAGCGAAUGGCUCAAAAGUGAUUAAUUAAUAAAAAUUAACAACAAUGGCAACGACGAACGAAUUCGGACCGGAUUCUGGUGGUAGGGUUAAGGGACUGACAAUUGUAAAACCUCUGGUGUACGGAAAUGUCGCUCGGUAUUUUGGAAAAAAAAGAGAAGAGGAUGGACACACGCAUCAGUGGACUGUUUACGUUAAACCGUACAACAAUGAGGACAUGUCAGUUUAUGUUAAAAAAGUGCAUUUUAAAUUGCACGAGAGCUACAACAAUCCGAAUAGAAUCGUGACAAAACCCCCGUAUGAGCUGACAGAAACCGGAUGGGGUGAAUUCGAAAUUGUUAUAAAAAUUUAUUUUCUCGAUCCAAACGAACGACCGGUGACAAUUUAUCACAUCCUGAAGCUUUUUCAAUCAUCUCCGGAGAUCCAGACCGGAAAGAAGAAUUUAGUAUCAGAAUUUUACGAGGAAAUUGUCUUUCAAGAUCCAACUGCAUUGAUGCAACAUUUAUUGAGCACAACAAGACCUGUGACGUUGAGUGUUUGGAGACACGAGACUGAUUUUGAAUCUAAGAAGAAAUCGACACUGAAGGCCAUCACCGAAGCGAGGAAUAAAAUACGUCACGAAGUAAUCGAUCUCAAGGAAAAAUUAACACUAGCUAAAGAGACUAUCGCCAAAUUUAAAGAUGAAAUCGCCAAGAUAUCCAAAGGUGGUGGUAUCACAGCUGUGCAGUAAAUAGUUUAAGUAUUCUAAGGUGUAACAUAUGUACAAUUACUUAAAUAUAAAUGCCCACGACUAAUGUUUUAUAUAUUUAUAAAUUUUCUUGAAUACAACUGAUUUUUUAUUUUAA
Fopius arisanus is the source of this 964-nucleotide messenger RNA. It is a transcript of the gene Gas41, whose product is annotated as YEATS domain-containing protein 4 Gas41. Lineage: Eukaryota; Metazoa; Arthropoda; Insecta; Hymenoptera; Braconidae. The record is from RefSeq and is a predicted model, not a curated record. Gene Ontology annotation, biological process: regulation of DNA-templated transcription. The transcript has 4 exons. The coding region runs from base 166 to 849 and encodes 227 amino acids.